Molecule: messenger RNA, 2184 nt
Organism: Yamadazyma jaroonii
Lineage: Eukaryota; Fungi; Ascomycota; Pichiomycetes; Serinales; Debaryomycetaceae
Source: the annotation of a GenBank genome assembly
AUGAAGAGAAGAAGAUUAGUGUUUGUAUGCCUCAAUUGUAAGAAACGAAGGGUCAAAUGUGAUAAGGGAAACCCUUGUUCUAACUGUGUAAAAUCAGGUAAAAAUUGUGUUUACAGUGAUGAAGUCACCAAUGGGAAGUCGUAUGUGUUGAGUACUUUCCAACCUUUGGAUCUUAAAAUCAAAUCUCCGCUUGGACAGAAUUCUAUCCAGCAUGGCGGAACUGAAAUUGCCAGUACCAAGAAUAGAGAUACUACUGGAAUAUAUUCAGCUAAACCUUCAAGUAGUGGUGGAACCUCGGAAAGCUCAGGUUCAGUUCCAGUUGAUUCGGUUGAUAAGCAAAUACCCAAUCCCGAUUCCGAGGCAACUGUAGAUGAAUUCAGUCUGGUUGACGGUAAAGACUCCAUUAUCCGGUAUGAAGAAGAAGGUGAAAUUCCAGGUAAGGAAACAAGCUUUUUUGAUACGGUCAAAGUCAGCUUAACCCAAUACGACUCGUCGCCAUAUUCCCUCAAGUCAUUCAUAGGAUUCAAUACCACCUUCAGAACGUUUCAUAAUUCGAUUCCGUUCCUUUUACAGAACCUCCACACCCCCAGUAGUACUUCAGUUCCUCCAAAAGAUGAAGAAUUCCUCAGUUUGGAUGAUAGAUUGAUACUGGUUCUACCUCCUCAACAAUAUUUUUGGCAAUUGCUUGAUAAAUUCUUUGCAACUAUCCACCCUGAGUUUCCAUUUGUGAUAAGAGAAGAAUUCUUUGAUGAUCUCAAUCCCAUAAUUGGGUCCACUGAUGAUAAAAUCUCAUUGAACAUUAGAACAAAUGAAGAUUACCUAACCAUCAUGUUGGCUUUGGUCUUCAUAAGUCUUGCAUCAAUCCCCAUUAUGACUCGGAAAAUCCUUCCAAAUCAAGAGUCUCUACACACAGAGGCUGAACUUAAAAGAUGUUUGAAACAUUCCCCAGAUAUUGUUUCUGUUGUGAAUUCUUGUAUCAAAUCAUUACCUGAAAGCAUGAACUUCAAGACUUUCCAAGUUUUAAAUUUCCUCAGAAUAUACCAUCGAUAUUCUCCUGAAUAUGAUGCAAAGGAGAUGGUGAUAAUUCUGGAGCGAAUCAUCGAGUUAGGAGAGAAAUUAGGGAUUCUUUACAAUACCAAUGAACUUUUGACUGUCAAUGAAUUCAAACUAGGGUUGAGGAUGAUUAUAUACUUUUCCAUUUGUGAAUCGUGUCAUGUACCCCUUUCUGCAAGACAGUUUCCAGGGAUUUUGAGAGUCCUUCCAUUUACUGUUCAGUUUUCUGAUAUUGCCAUAAACCACGUCGAUAACGAUGAUACUGUUAAAUUUCUUCAUUGCUGUACAAGGCUUUGGAAUGAAGUACUUCCCAAAAUCGUGCAAGUUCCAGAUCUAUUCUCAAACCCCAAUCUACCUAUAUCUGUAUUUAUCAAACGAAUAUCUGAUGUAGAAUUGAGUGUUCAAGAUCACUCCAAACUAUUCAAAUUCUAUUUAAAUGACGAGUCUAACAAAAAGACUAUCACAGAUUAUAACAAGUUUGUGGGUAAGAAUUCUAUGGGGAAGUUUGUCCUUAGUUACAAUCUUUUCUUCACCUUAAACUUCAACAUUAUACUACAAUUCCAAGAAAAAGGUUACUCCCUGUUUUUUUAUAAACUCAAACUAUUGAAGAAAGUAUAUGAAUGUUUGAAGUCUUUUCCUCCUUUGAUUCAAAGAUCUAAUAUGGAGAAUGAUUUCAUUAUCAAUCCUACUUUGCAAGUUCUUGUUUUCCGAAUCUAUCUCAUACUAAUAGAUUUGUAUAUUCAAUUUGGGAGUUAUUUAAAGAGUGAGCAAAUAAUGGAUUUAACUUCCAGGGUCAAACUAACAGAAGUGACGUCUCUGUUGAGGUUUCAAAUUCGAUAUUUGAUUUACUUGUUAUAUUUUUUUGUACCAAACUACUCAUAUGCUUGGAAAGCUUUCAAAUUGGCCAAAAUCUACUACCGGAAUCUUGAAAAGAGUUUGAGCGAUUCCAUAACUGACACCGAUUUUGAUGAUCCUACUUAUGCUAUUGAAAGAUUGGAUUUAUUGAUUUCCAUAAUCGAUAUCCCCAUACUUUUUGAUGAAUAUGAUUUUGAUAUGGACUCAGUAGAUCAGUAUGACGAUAAAUGGAGUGAUGGUUCAGACAUUUUCGAAGAUUUGAAUCUUAUCCAGUAG